AUGUCGUGGACCAGUUGUAAUAAACGGUAUAACCGCAGCACUGCAAAUUAUGAAAUGAUUGACAAAGUAAAGAAGAAGUUAUUCAUGGCCUGUAAGGAGACCGAAAACUUUGAAGAAGGUGACAAAAUACUUACCGCGGACUGCGCAGAAAAUGUCAUUGUUUGUAGCAACGGCAACGGACAUGCUCUAAAUUGUGAAGAAGAAGGCAAACAAACAUUAACCGAAAAACGCGCUAUAACAUCGGUAAAAAAUUACAUUGUUUACCCUGAUAGUUCAGAACUAGAACUAGAAAGUUCUAUCAUAUUGAUAGAUAGUAACGAUGAUGACGCUGCAGACGUAGAAAAAAAAACAUCAAGAAAGAGAAAAAGGUGCCCUGAAAAUUGGCAGAGAAUUGCGAGGAAAAAAAAGAGAAGCUGGUGA
This is a messenger RNA of Parnassius apollo (apollo), 420 nucleotides long. NCBI's taxonomy places the organism in Eukaryota, Metazoa, Arthropoda, Insecta, Lepidoptera, Papilionidae. The record is from the annotation of a GenBank genome assembly.